Messenger RNA from Triticum urartu, 946 nucleotides. The record is from RefSeq and is a predicted model, not a curated record. NCBI's taxonomy places the organism in Eukaryota, Viridiplantae, Streptophyta, Magnoliopsida, Poales, Poaceae.
ACACCACCAACCCCCCGUCUGUCUCAGAAAAAAAAAACACGCAGCCCGAAUCCCCAACCUCCUCUCCUCUCCCAACUCACUCGCCAGCUCCUCCUCCACCGCGGCCCCGAUCCAGAUCCCCUCCACCGCGGCCUCCUUCCACCUCCUCUCCUCUCCAAACGGCAUGGCCGGCUUCCCGGGGGCCGGUGGCUACGACGCCAUGGCCGGAUCCGGCGAUGACGAGGACGAGGAGGCCAUGAAGAGCCUCUACGCUGGCGCGGCCCCCGCCCCCGCGGAGGAGUAGGAGGAGGUCGACGAGUGGUACGCCGUCGCGGUGAUGAUGGCAGGGGAGGAGAGGGGGAUCGGGAAGGAGGGGCUGCGGAAGAGGCUGGUCAGGGAGGGGGAGGGGCCGCAGCUCCCCCGCGCCGGCGACGAGGUCGAAGUGCACUACACGGGGAUGCUGGCGGACGGCACCAAGUUCGACUCCAGCCGGGAUCGCGACGCCCCAUUCAGGUUCACCCUCGGCCAAGUUGCAGGUACAGGUUAUGCGAUGAUCAUGGUGCGAGAGCGAUGCUUGCUUGCGUUGAGUUUUUCUUCUGCUUCUCCUUCGAUCAGGGGAUAGGUUCCAGGUCGGCAUCCUGGGCUAGCAGGGUGGAUAUUGUUUGAGUUUCUGUUUAUGAUUCAUCCGUAGUCGGAUGUGGAUCUUGUAUGUUGUAUUGUUGUAUUCAUGUGACAUUGUAUGUAUUGGAUGUAUCCCCACUAUUAUGUAAUGUUGAUGUAAUGAUAUCCACCUUGCAAAAGCGUCUCCAAGAUGCGCUUCUAUCCUUGAUGGGACCCCCGAGUUCCUUUAGGAUAGGAUCGCAUCUUGGGUGUGACAUUUCUUUAGUGUUUAGACUAUACCAACGAACUUUUGACCAUUAAGAUAACUUGUGUGCAUUUAACUUAGUGACAAAGAGCCUAACGAAUC